Molecule: messenger RNA, 1866 nt
Organism: Camellia sinensis
Lineage: Eukaryota; Viridiplantae; Streptophyta; Magnoliopsida; Ericales; Theaceae
Source: RefSeq, a predicted model, not a curated record
AUGGCGAACAAAAAAAUUGAUUCCUUCUUUAAGAAAAGAGGUUCUGAAAAUAUUGUUCAAAAUUCCACCAAUAAUGUUGAAACUUCAACUCAUCUGGAACAACGUCCUGCUAAACUUCCAAGAGUCGAAUCUAAAGAAGUUGAUACAUCUUCUUUGGUAAGGGAUCCAAGGUUGCGUCAACAAAUAUGGGAUUACCCGGUAUCUGAACGUGAUGAGAUCAGACGUGCUUAUAUCAAAUCCGAGCCAUAUCAACCCAAGGCUUUGAACAAUCAACCUUUUGAAACUGAUAAGAAUGUACGUCGUUUUUUAGAUUCUUGGUACAAGUUAUUUCUGGAUUGGUUGGAAUACUCUCCAACAAAAAAUCGUGUGUUUUUCCUUCCAUGUUUUCUUUUUACUAAGCCAACUGGACGCCCUGGAUCUAGUGCUUUUACGAUCAAGGGAUUUUCUUCUUGGAAGAAAGUCAAUAAAGGGAAGAAUUGUCCCUUGUUAUCGCAUAUGGGCAAGGAUCCUACCUCAUCGCAUAGAGUUGCUGUCAAAUAUUGUUGUGAUUUAACAAAUCAAGCGCAGCAUAUUGAGGCCUCGAUAGAUGUGAUUAAAUGGUUAACAUUCCAAGCCUGUGCUUUUAGAGGUCGUGAUGAAAGCCACGAAUCUAACAACCGAGGGAAUGUUAUUGAGUUGAUAAAGCUCUUGGCUUCUUAUAAUGAGGAUGUGGCAACAGUGGUUUUGGAAAAUGCUCCUAAAAAUGCUUCUUAUCAUUCCCAUGGGAUUCAAAAGCAGAUUCUUAGUAUCUUCUCUGAUAAGAUACAAAAAUUCAUUUGUGAGGAGAUUAAUGAUGGGAAUUUUUGCAUUCUAGUUGAUGAAUCUGAAGAUGAAUCGAAAAGAGAGAAAAUGGCAAUUAUUUUGAGAUUUGUUGAUAAAUAUGGUUUUAUAAAGAGCGGAUAUGAUGGUGCCAAUAACAUGUCUGGAGAAUGGACUGGGUUGCAAGCUCAAAUUUGUGCUGAGUGUCCAUUCGCAUAUUGUGUUCAUUGCUUUGCUCAUCGGCUCCAAUUGGCUUUAGUAGGGGCAUCUAAACAGGCUGCAGAUAUUGCUGAAAAGCUUGCCAUUGAUGAUGAAUUCGAGACUGGUAAAGGAAAAAAUCAGAUUGGAACAUUGAAAUGGGCUAGAGAUACUCGAUGGGGUUCUCAUUUGGGUCCCAUUUGUAGUUUGAUAAACAUGUUUAGUGCUACUUGUGCAGUCCUAAGAAACAUAAUUAAUGAUGGAAGCAAAUCGAACCAACGAACUAAGGCAGAUGAAGUUUAUGAUUCCAUUACAUCUUUUGAGUUUGUCUUCAUCUUACAUCUUAUAAAGGAUAUCAUGGAGAUUACUGAUAAUCUUUGCCAAGCUUUGCAAAGUAAAUCUCAAGAUAUAUUAAAUGCAAUGCAUUUGGUGUCUACAACGAAGAUACUUAUUCAAAAAUUUAGAGAAGAUGGAUGGGUUCCAUUGUUGGAGAAAAUUAAAUUAUUUUCUAAUGAUCAUGGUAUACAGAUUCCUGAUAUGAGCUGUCCUUAUAAAGGAGGCCGAGGUCGGUCUCGUUCUGAAAGAGAUCAGCCCACAAUGGAACAUCAUUUUCGAGUUAAUAUUUUUAUGGUUACAGUUGAUUCUCAGUUACAAGAAUUAAACAAUAGAUUUAAGGAAGAUGUAAUGGAAUUGCUUGUUCUUAAUUCAACUUUGGAUCCUAGGGAUGGUUAUAGAUCAUUCAAAAUUGAGGAUAUUUGCAAUCUUGCAAAUAAAUUUUAUCCCGUGAAUUUCCCUGAGCAAGAAAAAUUGCAUUUGAAGUAUCAGUUGGAAAACUAUAAGCUUGAUAUUUCCAUACUUCCCGAGUUUUAG